Messenger RNA from Suillus discolor, 642 nucleotides. RefSeq lists its product as uncharacterized. The record is from RefSeq and is a predicted model, not a curated record. The transcript has 2 exons. Bases 259 to 501 code for a protein of 80 amino acids. Lineage: Eukaryota; Fungi; Basidiomycota; Agaricomycetes; Boletales; Suillaceae.
AUUCCUAGUUAUGCAUUAUUAUUAUCUAACAUAUACAAGGACGGAACGUUUGAUCUCGCGGAAGAAAUUCGCGUUUACUCCAUGUGCGUGCCCCACCCGAGCUCCACAUGCACUCCAAGCGCUAGUGCACUCGGCAGUUCUAUUUGUUUGCGUUCUUCGCUUCUCCACUCCUUUUGCAAUUGUGCUCCACUGUUUCACUUUCCAUGUCUUCUGAAGCUCCGUUGAGGUCGCUUAUUUGUCUCCUAACUACGCAAAUUCAUGGAGAUCCAAAUUCUUCAUACCGGAAAGAUGCAUUACCUGCUUCGCAUCACCUUCACUUUCAAUCCAGCGCGUUCAAGCUGGACUGUAAAUCGAAAACGGUUUCCCCUGCAACCUGCUUAUGCGACGACAUUCAACGGAUGUCAAGGACUAAUGCUUGAGAAACUCGUGCUUGACCUACAUAGAUUCGUUCGCACACGAGGAGAAGAGCAAAAGACAACAGCAAUUCCAAAUGCAACUUGAAUGCAUCGGCCGGGUAAUUAUACCGGCGUUAUGCAUCAUACACAUGUACAGAGAGAGCAAAGAUCCACGAGCUAGCUUUCGUGGGUAGCGCUAGACAAACAGAUUCUAAAAGUGAAGUUGUUGUGUAUUACAUAAUCGAAC